GUCAUGCAUACCUCCCUCUUUAUCUGCCGGAGAAUGCACUUAUACCUUUUUGGGACCACUAUAUCCUAAUAAGCCGGUUCUCCCUCACCCUGAAAUGAGAGGUGGUGUUAUCCUCUCUUUGUGACCUACAUAAAUCUUCGCAGUUAGCACUCGAAGUCGUUGCGCUCUUUCUUCCUACUAAGCUGCAUUAUACUUCUUCCAAACUUGAUUGAAAAUGGCUGUGAGUAGUGAGUUUGGGACUCUCGCGGAGACUACCGUACCCAAUGCAUAUGACAUGCCCCCCGACGAGGAAAAGAAGCAACCUCUCGAUGAUGCUCCAGAGGAGGACCCUUUCGGUAAUGAAGAGUGUGCAGAAGUCAAAUAUCGCACACUGGGUUGGUGGCGCUGUGGAAUACUCAUGGUGGCAGAGAACGUAUCGAUAGGGAUUCUAUCUCUUCCCUCUGCUGUUGCAACCUUAGGGCUAGUCCCCUCGAUUAUUCUGAUGAUCGGUGUAUCGUUCAUUGCAUGGUACACGGCGUACCUCAUCUAUCAGUUCAAGAUGCGAUACCUCCACAUUCAUAGCAUGGCAGAUGCCGGCGAGGUCAUCCUAGGCCGAUUCGGGCGCGAGCUGCUGGGAGGCGGCCAGCUACUCUUCUUGGUGUUUGUGAUGGCCAGCCAUAUCCUGACUUUCACUGUUGCUAUGAAUACGAUCACCGACCAUGGUACCUGCACCAUUGUCUUCGGUAUCGUUGCGCUGGUUAUCAGCUGCAUUGGAAGUCUACCGCGGACUAUGGGAAACGUGUAUUGGAUUUCCUUCGCAUCUUUCCUCAGCAUCGCCAUCGCGGUCAUCGUGACCAUGAUUGCCGUUGGAGUGCAAAACACAGGCCACAUCCAUCUCGACGCUGUUACACACCACAGCUUCAAGACCGAGUUUCUGGCUGUCAGCAACAUUCUGUUUGCCUACGUGGGCCAUGCGUCCUUCUUCGGGUUCGUUUCGGAGAUGGAGCAACCCCGGGAAUUCCCCAAAUCCAUCGCCGUCCUCCAGAUCAUCGACACCUCGCUCUACAUCGUCAGUGCCGUCGUGAUCUACCGCUACGUGGGCGUCGACGUCGCCUCCCCAGCCCUGGGCUCGGCAGGACUCGUCAUGAAGAAAGUAGCCUACGGCCUGGCCCUCCCAACCAUCCUAAUCGCCGGCAUCGUCAACGGCCACGUCGCCGCGAAAUACGUGUAUGUCCGCCUCUUCCGGGGCACGAACCACAUGCACGAGACGACGCUGCUGUCCAAGGGAUCCUGGGUGGCCAUCGCCCUCAUCCUCUGGGUGGUCUCAUGGGUCAUUGCCGAGUCUAUCCCGAUCUUCAACGACCUGUUGAGUUUCAUCACCGCCCUCCUCGGCUGCUGGUUCGCCUUCGGAUUCCCAGCGAUCUUCUACUUCGUCCUCAACAAAGGCCACUGGUUCUCCUCGCCCUGGAAAACCUUCCUCAGCGUGAUCAACCUCUGCAUCUUGGGGAUCGCUUUCGCGACGUGCGGCCUAGGCCUCUACGUCUCCGGCGACGCGAUCAGCAGAGACAGCAAUAACUCUGUAUGGACUUGUGCCAGUAACGGGGUUUGAAGCUUGGGGAAUUUUGGGGGGAAUUGUCACGUUCGUCUAUCACUUGUUGGAUUGUUCUUGUUUUGGUUUUGUUUGCUGGAUCAAACUGGGAUAUUUGGUUUUUACCUGUUGCAUGGUGUAUGUAGUUAGGGGUUUGCGUAUAUUUGCUUGUCUGAAUCCG
Aspergillus brunneoviolaceus CBS 621.78 is the source of this 1748-nucleotide messenger RNA. RefSeq lists its product as uncharacterized. Bases 215 to 1588 code for a protein of 457 amino acids. NCBI's taxonomy places the organism in Eukaryota, Fungi, Ascomycota, Eurotiomycetes, Eurotiales, Aspergillaceae. Gene Ontology annotation, biological process: amino acid transmembrane transport. The record is from RefSeq and is a predicted model, not a curated record. Gene Ontology annotation, molecular function: amino acid transmembrane transporter activity. Gene Ontology annotation, cellular component: vacuolar membrane. The transcript is spliced from 10 exons.